Messenger RNA from Callithrix jacchus (white-tufted-ear marmoset), 1255 nucleotides. RefSeq names its product olfactory receptor 6C74. Gene Ontology annotation, biological process: G protein-coupled receptor signaling pathway. NCBI's taxonomy places the organism in Eukaryota, Metazoa, Chordata, Mammalia, Primates, Cebidae. The record is from RefSeq and is a predicted model, not a curated record. Gene Ontology annotation, molecular function: olfactory receptor activity; G protein-coupled receptor activity. Gene Ontology annotation, cellular component: membrane.
CUCAAGAAAAAUGGGUAUCUCAUGCAGACCUUUCCUCAUCUGUUCUAAUUUUUCUUCUUAUUUUUAAAAAUAGAAAUCAACUAUGAGAAACCAUACAACAGUAACAACCUUUAUUCUUCUUGGACUGACAGAUGAUCCACAAUUACAGGUGAUCAUUUUUCUUCUUCUUUUUUUCACCUACAUGUUGAGCAUCACUGGGAAUCUAACCAUCAUCACCCUCACCCUACUGGAUUUUCGUCUCAAAACACCCAUGUAUUUCUUCCUCCGAAAUUUCUCAUUUUUAGAAGUCGCAUUCACAACUGUCUGUAUUCCCAAAUUUCUUGUUACUAUGGCAACAGGUGAUAAGACCAUUUCUUACAACAAUUGUGCAGCACAGCUGUUUUUCACUAUUCUCUUGGGGGCAACUGAAUUUUUUCUUCUGGCUGCCAUGUCCUAUGACCGUUAUGUGGCCAUCUGCAAACCCUUGCAUUACGCCACCAUCAUGAGCAACAAAAUUUGCAACUUGCUGGUCUUUGCUUCAUGGAUGGCUGGCUUCCUAAUAAUUUUUCCACCACUCCUUAUGGGUCUUCAGCUUGAUUUUUGUGCAGCCAACACCAUAGAUAAUUUCUUCUGUGAUGUUUCUCCUAUACUUCAGCUCUCUUGCACAGACACUGACAUAAUAGAAUUAAUGAUGCUUCUCUCAGCCAUUUUGACACUCCUGGUUACACUGGUAUUAGUGAUUCUUUCCUAUACGAAUAUUAUCAGGACUGUUCUGAAAAUACCUUCUUCUCAACAGAGGAAAAAGGCAUUUUCUACAUGUUCUUCCCACAUGGUGGUCGUAUCCGUUUCUUAUGGCAGCUGCAUCUUCAUGUAUGUGAAGCCCUCAGCAAAAGAAAGAGUGUCAUUAAAUAAGGGGAUAGCUCUGCUCAGCACUUCUGUUGCCCCCAUGUUGAAUCCCUUUAUUUAUACACUAAGAAACAAACAAGUUAAAGAUGUUUUUAAGCAUAUAGUCAAAAAGAUUGAACUUUUCUCAGUGAAAUGAGUCACUUCAAUGAUAUUGUUAAGGUUAUGAGUAAAAUAAAACAAGAGUGGAGUAUGUACACAGUUUUUCAAUGCUUGUAUUCAAAAUAAUAUUACCUCUUUUUUGAUUUAUAAUUUUCAUUAUAGCCUUCCUAAUCUCCAAAGCCUAACCUUCACUCCCAUUUCUCCCUCAUGCUAAGAGCACAUAUAAAAGAUACUUCUUGGUUUUGGUCAAAAUCGUUUGCUCAUUAUUAGU